AAUGGAACAGAGCCAAGUUAGAAAAUCUUUGCGCGUUAGAAAAUCACGCGGAACAAACAGUUUUUCUCAGACGAAUGAGUCUAGCAAAAAAGCCAAGCACAUAGAAGUAAAAGAAGAGAAUAAAAAUGAAUUUUCGCCCAAUUUUGAAGACUGCAAACAUGAAAGCCUACCUGCGCAACCAACUGAAGUUAAAUUUGAAAGCAAAAACGAAAACUUUGAACCAGGAUCCAAACUUUCUCUUUUCGAGCAAAUGAGGCUAAAAAAUAUUGCUGAAAACGAAAAAUUUUUACAAGAAAUUGAUCUCAAUGCUCGAUCAUCGGUUCUUGGACCUCCGCAAAAACCAAAAGUCCAAAUUCGAAAGUCAGUCCCCUCAAAGCCGAAAAUGAAGAUCGAAUAUUCUGAUGAACCAAGAAGGAAAUCUGAGAGAUUGCAAAACAUAAAGGUCAAUCCUGUUUACAUUGAAUCAGACCUGGCCAAGAUUGUAUCUUCUUACUACGAACCGAAAGUUCCAAAAAUUGAGCCCCAUGUAUACUAUGGAAAUUUGGGAACCUUAGGCGACGAAACGAACCACGAGCAAUUGAAGAAAUGUUUGAGCGAAACUGCAAAUGGAAAAAUCUGCGAAAAGCCGAAAUGUUUGAACGUAGAGGAAACUUUACUGAAGAUGUCAAAAUUGAAGAUUAGAGAAACAGACGUGGCUAAAUGUUGCCAAGGGAGAAUCUACGAUGCUAAAUUUCAUCCCGGGAACAAAUUGUUUCUCGCAACUGGGGAUAAAUAUGGUAAUUUAGGCUUUUGGGAUAUCGACGCCGACGAAAUAGGUGGAAAAUCAUCAGGAUGUUAUCUUCGUCAACCUCAUCAGAUGCCAAUUAGAUGUCUGAAGUUCUCUCACUCUGAUUGGUCGAAAUUGUUCACAUGCAGCUACGACGGAACUUUGAAAUGUGUCGAUUUGAACAACUGUGAGUUCACGACAGUUUGCAGGGAAGAAAACGUGAACUAUCCUCCCAAUGGAAAUAAGUACAGCAGGUUUGGAAACGGGAUGCAUUGGUUCGAUUUCUUUUUUGACGGGAAUUCGGUUGUUGUGGGUGAGGAAUUAGGUCACGUGGUUGUGGUUGAUGCUAGAGCUAGUGAAACUCCUGCAACUGCUUUUGUCAACGGAAUGAAACCUGUUAAAUGCGUGUCUGCGCAUCCGACCAAACCUUAUAUAUUGGCUUCUGAUUACAACACGGUCAAAAUUUGGGAUAUGAGAAAUACUAAGCAAAAAUUUGUGGACGAUUUGUACCAUGGAAAGGUCGCGAAUGGUGCGUUUUUCAGCCCGGUAACUGGAGAUAAAAUUUUGACAACUUGCUCUGAUGAUUAUCUACGUGUAUUUGAUUCUUCUGUUCUAUCGACUGAUUCAAUUAAAACUAUACGCACUGUGAAACACGACAACCAUACUGGAAGGUGGUUGGCACCUUUUCAGGCAAUUUGGCACCCGAGAAACGAAGACGUUUUCCUCAUCGGAAGUAUGGACUAUGCUCGAAAACUAGAGGUGUUUACAACAACAGGGAGCACAGGUUCGAGUCCAGCUCUGGAAAUGGUCGGGAAUGAUAGUAUCUGUUGCAGGAAUGAUAUGCAUCCAAUGUUUGAUAUUGUUGCUGGUACUACUUCGUCAGGAAAAGCAUUUAUUUGGCGCUAGAUGUUGUUACUGUACUAACCGGUUUGCUUGAUAUUCGAUAAACUAAUAGUCAUUUGUAGUGCUUUUUUUUGAAAUUUUGGUCUUUUUGAGUAGAAUAUUUCAAUUCGUUAAUCCGAUCAUAAUCUUUGAAUUUUGUAGCCGAAAGUUUUCGCAGUGUUGUUUGAACGGAUGAAAUUGUUAGUUUUGUUUUCA
Molecule: messenger RNA, 1864 nt
Organism: Symsagittifera roscoffensis
Lineage: Eukaryota; Metazoa; Xenacoelomorpha; Acoela; Convolutidae
Product: WD repeat-containing protein 76-like
Exons: 1
Coding region: 2-1672 (556 amino acids)
Biological process (GO): regulation of DNA damage checkpoint
Cellular component (GO): nucleus
Molecular function (GO): DNA binding; protein binding
Source: RefSeq, a predicted model, not a curated record